AAAAAAGAACAAAAAAAAACUUGUAGAGCGAUAUCCUUGUAAGACCAAUGCCGCGUCUUGAGACCAGGUCCUGGACCUGCUGGCUGGUAUUGUGGCACGCGUCAUCUCCCUCAGCAGGGGCGGCCGGGAGGAGGAGGGUAUCAGUGCCCGAGCCAUCUUGACUCCUGCGUGCGUGUGUGGGUGAUCCUUCAUAAAUUAUUCAGUGAUGGGGACCCAAUCCAGCCGAGCGUCAAGCCGGGUGUCACCUUCCACACUUACGCCCGCCGCUACACUUGUAGCGGCGGGAAAUUAACUUUGGCGCUGGGCCAAUCAAAACGAGCAUGAUACUUCAGCACUCAAGGUCUUGGACCAAUGGGGUGGCAGGUCUGGAAGGCAGGCCACACCUCCCUGCUGGUCGGCAGCCAAUGACCGCGGGGAAGCAGGGAGCAGAUCGAAGCCAUUAGUCUUGUGGGCGGGGAAAUGGCGGCUCCACUUGAGACUCAAAUGCUCGCUUUUUCUCUGCUUCUAUCGUCACUCCGCGUUCGGCAUCGGAGCAAUAAGCGCACUUUUUCACUUGCUCCUCACCUGUUCAAUUGGCGCACCUAGGUGACACUACUUGUGCCAACUACCAGUUCAACUGCGCUCAUACUGACGUUGAAACUAGGGAAGUUUGACGCUGAUAAAGUUUAUCAUCAGUUUACCGGACUUUGGAAGUGAUUAUUUGACUUAUUAGGCAGAAGUUGGUGAGCGUUAUUGGGUGUUGAAGGCCGCGGUAGGUGCCACGUGAGUGCCGGCCCACCUGCCGCUAUGAGGUGACUGUGAUAGCCUUCUCACCGCCUCGCACUAUGUCCUACGAAGUAGCUAGCGUCAUCACCCGCGGCAGCCCCGCCGUGGCUUCCAGCAGGUCUCCUUCUCCCCUGGGGCGGCGCUCUCCGAUCUCCAUCCUCGGAGACGUCCACAGGACUUCGGCGGCCACUCCCGAGGUCUCCAGCACCAGCCCCAACCCCGCCAGGAGCUCGGACAGCGGCGCCAGUUCUCCCAAGACCUCGUCGCCGCCCUCACACAAGUCCUUCAGCAUCUCCAGCAUUCUCAGCCGUGAUGACCCGAAGAAGGACUCCGCCUGUGACUCUCCCUUCUCCUUCAGUCAGCAACACGACACUCUCGCUGCCAGAUUAGGACUAAUGAGUCACAUGUCCGCCCUGGCUGCUCGACACCCACUACUCUCCCUGUACCCUGACUUAGGGAGCGUCGCCCCUGCCUCCCCCAUGACGCCCUUAGGGGGCAUGGGGGUGCCCUUAGCUGCCAAAAACCCCUGGUACUCCCCCUGGGCCUUGCCACCCUUGGCUGCUCUCGCGUCGGUCAGGGAGAAAGAAAAUGGUUCUCCUCCUGGUGUGGGUGUGGGGAGCCCGCUGAGCGAGGCGCCAGUCGAAGUAGUUCGAUCUCGCUCUCCGUCACCCAUGCCUCGCUCUCCCUCUCCUGCCUCGCCUCCCUCCCCCUCCAGGGAGGACCAACGGGCGGGGGAGGGUGACGGGGCGGGGUGUGUGGGCGGCGGGGCGGCCUCCUCCACCGCCAGCGGCGGGGCGGGAGACGACGCCGAAGAAGACCGUAAGCGGCGCAAGAAGAAGACUCGGACGGUGUUCUCGCGGUCUCAGGUCUUCCAGCUAGAGAGCACCUUCGACAUGAAGCGUUACCUGUCGUCCUCGGAGCGGGCGGGGCUGGCUGCCUCGCUCCACCUUACCGAGACGCAGGUCAAGAUCUGGUUCCAGAACCGCCGCAACAAGUGGAAGAGACAGCUGGCUGCCGAACUGGAGGCGGCCAACAUGGCCCAUGCUGCCCAGCGCCUCGUCCGUGUGCCCAUUCUCUACCACGACGGCUCCACCUCUGCCGAGGCCGCCCACACCCCGCCAGCGCCGCCCCCGCCCAAUUCCCUGCCACCCCAGUCCGCGCUCCCGCCCUAUUCCUUGUAUUACCCGCCAGUCACCUCCACCUACUCCACCACAGUACAGGCGCCCACGCCCGUCAGACCUACUCUCUCCUCCCUCGUGUAGACCCUCUUCACACACCCCACCUCACUUCUACGUAACAUCAAAGACCUCCACAGCAAGUUCCAGUGGUUUUGGACGACGGUAACCACUGUUAAGUCGCCUGUUUGUACUCUUACAGAAUAGUUAUUGCAUCAACUGCGCAGUGAUUGACUGACAAAUGUUUUAAUCCAUGGAAAACCGCUUCCUCCUCCUCCUUUCCUCCCAUAACAAAGGAAUCCUCUCUUCCCUUUCUCCUCCACCUACAGAAACCCCACUUCCCUUACUCCAGGGAAGGGAAGCGGGGUUUCUGUCAGUACAUCACGCUCCUCUCAGCUACGCCAGAACCUCCGGAAAGGCGACCAAUACAAGGAAGCAACGUACAACCAUUGCGGCUCAAGACGCCAUUAUGGCUUCAGACAGGUCACGGCUGGUGAACACCACAAACAUUAUUGACCAAUGAGAAGUCAGAACAAACACCAGCGAGCCAAUCACAAUGGCCCUCUUCUCCGACGUGUGUGUGUGUUUACAUUCUCAGAACUCACACGUGUCCACAACCCGGAAAAAUGCAGUGAUUCGGUGUUAAGUAUAAGGAAUUGCAUUUUUUUCCUUAUAUAGUUAAUUUUGUUGGAUAUAUGUUUAGCGAAGAAGAUACUGUACAAAUAUAAAAUGUAAAUACUGAAAAUAUACAAAUAUAUAUAUUUAUUGUUUAUAUUAUUAAAAUUGUUUUCUCAGGUUUAUUAGUCCAUACUCCCCCCCCCUCUUUUUUUUUUAACCUUGGUUUAAUAUUAAAAAAAAUAUCCGCUUAAUGAUUAAAAAAAAUAAUAAUAACUACUUUAACGACUCAAAAUUAUCAAGAUUUUGUUAAUUUUUACCCCCAAAAAAUAACUUCAGUGAUUCACCGUCAUAUAACUUCAAAUAAAAAAAAAAUACAGUGAAGUUAUUCUGAAUUUACAUAACAAUGAUUUUCCUGAAAUUAUACAUUUUUUUGUAAAUGAUUUACAAUGACUUUAAUGAACGAUUUACAGGUAACUUACAGGAAAUAAUUGUAAAUUACGCUUACGUUAAUUACAGAUUUGAUUUUUUAUAUAUAGUGCCAUAAAUUCACGAGCAAGAAUAAUGUAUAUAUUAGCUUAUAUGUCACACGACAUGAACAUGACCCAAACAUAACAUAAACAUGACCCAAACAGGACCUAAACAGAACCCAAACAGGACCUAAACAUGACGCAAACAAGACCUAAACAUGACCCAAACAGUACUUAAAUAUAACCCGAACAGGACCUGAACAUGACUUAAACCGGACCUAAACAUGAUCUAAACAUUACCUAAACAGGACCUAAACACCCGAACAUGAUCUAAACAGGAUCUAAACAUAACCUAAAUGGGACCCAAACAGGACCUAAACAGGACCCAAACAGGACCUAAAUAUGACCUAAACGUUUCACACACAAAAAUAUAUGACCCAGGCUCGUCCUAGCAGGACCUAAACAUGAUCCAAGCAGAACCGAAACAUGAUCUAAAAGCGACAUGAGCAAGCUUCAAACAGAACCCACACGUGACUUAAACAUGACCUAAACAUGACCCAAACGAGUCUAACCAUGACCCAAACAGGACACAACAUGACACAAACAUGUCCCAAACAUGUCCUGAACAGGACCUAAA
This is a messenger RNA of Cherax quadricarinatus, 3662 nucleotides long. Its product is annotated as homeobox protein HMX3-like. NCBI's taxonomy places the organism in Eukaryota, Metazoa, Arthropoda, Malacostraca, Decapoda, Parastacidae. Gene Ontology annotation, molecular function: RNA polymerase II transcription regulatory region sequence-specific DNA binding; DNA-binding transcription factor activity, RNA polymerase II-specific. The record is from RefSeq and is a predicted model, not a curated record. Gene Ontology annotation, biological process: regulation of transcription by RNA polymerase II. Gene Ontology annotation, cellular component: nucleus.